AUGAAUUCAAUAUUUAGACACUCUUCUUCUCCGUCGCGUUCAACUGCCGCCAUUAUCACCCUUCUUAAGGCCUGCAAGACCAUUCAUCACCUCCACCAAGUCCACGCCUCCAUCAUCCAACGAGGUCUAGAGCAAGAUCACCUCAUCAUCUCCCGCUUCAUUUUCCUUUCCGCCUCCUUUGCCGCCACUGCUUCAUAUUACACCUCCGCCUUCGACCGCGUCCUUGACCCUUCUCCUUUUCUCUGGAACUCCCUCAUCAGAGCCCACACCAAAGGAAGUUACUUUUUUGAUGUCCUCUCUGUUUUUAUUCGCAUGAAGGCACAUGAGUCUCUUCCCGAUAGGUACACUUAUUCUUCUGUGAUUAAGGCCUAUUCAAGUGAUAUGUUUGUUGGAACCUGUUUGGUUGAUAUGUAUGGGAAAUGUGGAAAUAUUGGUGACGCUCGCAAGGUUGGGGAUAUGGUGGAGGCAAAGAGGCUGUUUGAUGAAAUGCCUCAGAGGAAUGUGGCAUCAUGGAAUGCGAUGAUAUGGGAUUUUGUUAAGGUGGGAGAUUUGGACAAUGUUAGGGUAGUGCUUGAUGCUAUGCCGGAAAAGAGUGUUGCUUCUUUCACGAUCAUGAUUGAUGGCUAUGCAAAGGCUGGUGAUAUGGCUACCUCAAGGUUCUUGUUCAACCAAGCUCCGAAAAAGGAUGUUGGUUAG
Messenger RNA from Arachis stenosperma, 696 nucleotides. Its product is annotated as putative pentatricopeptide repeat-containing protein At5g37570. The coding region runs from base 1 to 696 and encodes 231 amino acids. Gene Ontology annotation, biological process: RNA modification. Lineage: Eukaryota; Viridiplantae; Streptophyta; Magnoliopsida; Fabales; Fabaceae. Gene Ontology annotation, molecular function: protein binding; RNA binding. The record is from RefSeq and is a predicted model, not a curated record. The transcript has 3 exons.